Messenger RNA from Erythranthe guttata (spotted monkey flower), 654 nucleotides. RefSeq lists its product as uncharacterized. Lineage: Eukaryota; Viridiplantae; Streptophyta; Magnoliopsida; Lamiales; Phrymaceae. The record is from RefSeq and is a predicted model, not a curated record.
CGACUAGGGUUUCAAUUCGAUCGUAGAGAGAGAAAGUAGUAGAGAGAGAGAGAGAGAGAGAGAGAGAGAGAGAGAGAGAGAGAGAGAGAUGGAGAUGGCUUGUUAUGAAUCCGUCGUCGAUAAAUUGCAAGAGAUGAAACCGUUGAGUAACAACUGUGCGGGAAGAAUGAAUCUGAUAGCUGAACCCGCCGCCGUCAAUCAAUUGGAAGCGGCGGAGGAGAAGAAGAAUAAUCGUAAAGAGAUUCCAGAACAUGUAAAGAAGAUACUUGCCAUGUGGAAGGCUUGUGCAGGUUUUCUGCCAAUGUAUGAUCGAGAUAUCCCCGAUUCAUGUUCUCCCGAAGUAUUUCAGAGGCUCCUAGGUUUUGCCCAAUUGUCAAUUGAUGUCUUCAAUCAGAGACAGCCCAUCAAAUACUGUGUGGUGGAUUUGGUGAAAGCAACGCAACUUUUGGUGGAUGGGUAUUUAGUCGAUUUGAGGUUUACCGCCAAGCCUGCUGAUUAUGAAGAUGAAGAUGAAGAUGAAGAUGAACAAGGUGCCAAAAAUUUUAAAGCUAAUAUUUACUAUGGAGUCAGACCCACUGAAGUAACCGCUGUUACGAUGCUCUCUACUUGAAAAAAAAAAAAAAAGGUGAUUCCAUCUUCAGAGAAGAUAUAUAU